GAAAUGAAGGCCUCUCUUGUCAAUAUCACCGAACUGCAGCCAGCCGAUGUUGAAAAUUUUCGAUGGCAUUUCCAGCUGAAAUGUACAAAUUGUGGUGAAAAGCCAGACCAUUGGCAGUAUGCAAUAAUUUCGGAAACGAUGGAAGUUCCUGGAGGUCGCGGAUUAGCGAAUAUAGUAAUUAAAUGCAAACUAUGUGAAAGAGUCAAUACAUUACGUGAGUUAUUAGAGUGUAUAUUCACCACUGUAAUCGUUCAACGAAUUAUUUGCCGAUCAUUUUCAACGUGGCUUGCAAAGAGUACUCAAUCAAAUACAGUCUUUGAUGACAUCGAUCUCACCGAAAAGGUUUAUUUUACUGAAAUUUCCUAUUGUUUCAUAUUAUUAUUCUCUUUUUUUAUUUCUUUUGAUCUUAUCGUUUUCGCUUACCGAUUAUUUUAA
Molecule: messenger RNA, 435 nt
Organism: Dracunculus medinensis (Guinea worm)
Lineage: Eukaryota; Metazoa; Nematoda; Chromadorea; Rhabditida; Dracunculidae
Source: the annotation of a GenBank genome assembly